This is a messenger RNA of Raphanus sativus (radish), 1053 nucleotides long. RefSeq lists its product as uncharacterized. Gene Ontology annotation, molecular function: deSUMOylase activity. The record is from RefSeq and is a predicted model, not a curated record. Gene Ontology annotation, biological process: protein desumoylation. The transcript is spliced from 2 exons. Gene Ontology annotation, cellular component: nucleus. NCBI's taxonomy places the organism in Eukaryota, Viridiplantae, Streptophyta, Magnoliopsida, Brassicales, Brassicaceae. The coding region runs from base 92 to 769 and encodes 225 amino acids.
AGAGGACAAACCACGUACAUCACCAACUUGGUGGUAUCAAAAACUCCGGACAUCCAAAGCAUGGCUGGAAGACGUACAUAUAGAUGCUUGGAUGAAUGUGCUGAGGCAGAGGUAUAAGGAGAACCCACAAUGUUUCCGGAGCGAGCGAAUGUGCUUCCUGGAUCACAACUUUACCCAGUCUUGGAGAGAACAGUAUCUGUUCUUCAAAGCAUCGUCGUCUGAUCACAAUGGUUUAGGAAAAAUGCUACCUAGUGGGGCGGCGAGUUUGUAUGAUGGAUCAAUGCCUUCAUUUUGCCAAUCAAACAAGAAGUGGGGGGAGGACAUUGAUGAUAUCUAUGCGCCACUGAACUUGGACAACAAACAUUGGGUGGCUAUUUGGAUAUCGAUCCCUAAGAGGCACAUAGUCGUCUGGGACAGCAUACCUUCAACUACCAUACCAGAAAGAUGGGAUGAGAUAAUGGAGCCUUUUCUCGAGAUGGUCCCUUAUCUGAUUGUGGAGUGCGGAGACCAGAUGCAUGGGUUGGAGCGAUACACAUAUGAGAGACUGCUGAAAGAUGUACCCACGGCCAACAAUGGUGAUUGUGGCGUGUACGCUGCAAAGUACAUUGAAUGUCAUGCUCUUGGGGUCUCCUUUAGCCUUAAAGACUUUGCUAGGUCCAAUGCGAAGACUAUGAGGGAUAAUAUGGCUUUGGUUAUAUGGACGGAGCUUGUUGAUCAGCAUCUGAAAGAUAAUGAGGAUGGUGGUAUGUUUGUGGGCAUGUAUGAUUAGAUACACAAAUCUAACUUGUAUAGAUUUUUUAACUUGUAUAGAUUUUUUAACUUGUAUAGAUUUUUUAACUUGUAUAGAUACACAAAUCAAUUUGUAUAUUUGAACUAUUUGUAUACACAAAUCUAUUUGUAUAUUUGAACUAUUUGUUUACACAAAUCUAUUUGUAUGUUUGUGGGCAUGUAUGAUUUAUUUGAUUUUCUAACUUGUAUAGAUUUUCUAACUUACAAAUAAGUCGUCUGGAAGGUUUUCCAGCUGGACGACUUACAAAUAAGUCGUCUGGAAGG